UUCGCAGACUACAUUCGACUCGAGCCCCUUUUGAGAGAUAAACAACCAGCAAGCGAGCAGUUGCGUCUGCAGUCAAUUCAAAGAUUGAAUGUUUUAAAACUUGCUUUGCAGAGGUUUCAUUGGAACCAUGGUGAACUCUGCUAACAAACGGCCCAGUUUGGAGCAGCGGAAGGUGCGUUCGCGGGAUGCGGCACGAUGUAGGAGGAGUCAGGAAACAGAGGUGUUUUAUGAGCUGGCUCACUCUCUGCCUCUUCCACGACGUAUCGCAUCCCACCUGGACAAAGCUGCCAUCAUGAGGGUUGCACUCAGCUAUCUGCGCAUGAACCGUCUAAUCCAAUCAACAGGGUCCACCAAAACACAGGCUCAUGAAGAGGUAGAGGAUCCCACUGAUGGGUUUUAUCAGCAGGCACUGGCAGGCUUCGUUCUGGUCCUGACAGAAGAAGGAGACAUGGUCUUCCUCUCAGACAGUGUCAGCAAAUAUAUCGGCAUAACGCAGCUGGAGCUGCUUGGACAGAGUGUGUAUGAUUUUGUUCAUCCAUGCGAUCAAGAUGAAGUGAGAGACAUCCUCACCAGCAGACCGGGUCUCACUAAGAAAAACACAGAGAAGUUGAUCGAACACAAUUUUUUCCUUCGAAUGAAGAGCACUCUUACCCACACGGGACGAACCGUGAAUAUUAAGGCUGCAAACUGGAAGGUUCUUCAUUGCACAGGACACAUGCAGACUCUCAGCAGCGAAGAUGAAAGUUCGCCCCCUGCUGUCAGAUUCUUGACAUUGCUCUGCGAGCCCAUUCCUCACCCAUCAAGUGUUGAAUUCCCACUGGACAGCAGCACCUUCCUCACACGCCAUAAUAUGGAUCUGACUUUCACACAGUGUGACGGGCGUGUCACCGAGCUUGUUGGAUACCAACCAGAUGAUCUGAUUGGCCGGUCGGCUUAUGAGUUCUUCCACGCUCUCGAUUUUGAUCAUGUGACCAGGAGUUUAAACAUCUUGUUCUCUAAGGGUCAGGUGUACACCAAUCACUACCGCUUUUUGGCUAAGAAUGGAGGUUUCGUUUGGACCAAGACCCAAGCCACCGUCCUCUACAACAGCAGGACCUCUCAACCUGAAGCUGUGGUCUGCCUAAACUUUAUCCUUAGUGGGGUGGAGCAAGCAGAAGUGGUCUUUUCUUUAGAACAGACCUGUGAUAAACCAAAAGUCAAAAUUGAGAAGCUGAGCAUAAUGGAAGAAGAGGACUCGGAUAUGGAGGAGAGCAGCACUGCUAAGCUUUACUUCCAGAUGAAGGAGAACCCUGAGGAGUUAAUGCAGCUGGCACCUCACUCUGGCGACGCCAUUAUUUCACUAACAGGUGGCUUCACAGAAGGUGUGGAGUUGUCUUUCUGCCGUCCACCAAGUCCCAACAGUGUCCCAGAAUGCCCUCAGGACUUUUGUACACCUGAACUCCGCAAACUCCUCUCACCAAUAUUCGACAAGCCAUCCAAAGCCCCACCUGCUGCUAGCCCAGAUGAAGAGCUACCUAUGGAGAUGGAUGGGGUGGAGAGGUUCUUCGCCGUUAAACCUGAGGAGAGCGUACCUGUUAAAGGAUUGACAGAGAACAUAGAUGAGCUGGAUCUGGACAUGCUAGCUCCAUACAUUUCAAUGGAUGAUGACUUUCAAUUGACCUUCCUGCCCCAGGGCACCGAGACGGCCACAUCAUCUCCAGAAAUGCGAAGCAACACUUCAAGAAAACGAAGUUUAGAAGAUGAGGAAGAGGAUGACAUUCCUGUUUUGGCUAUCAGAUGGAAGACAAGACAAUUGAGCAGCUCCAUAGAGGAAGACCUGCUGCUCAGCCACAACAUACUGAAAAACUAUGUUUCGGAAGAAUUUGAGUUGCCUCCUCAAAAGCGAACUCACCUUUUGACUGAUCGAGAUCCUUUGCUGGGCGAGCAUCAGGCUUUGUGUGAUACAGCAGCUCUGAUGAGGGAUAACUUUAUCACCCGUCCGCCUGACUUAAUGAAACCACUUGCUGACACCCUGUCAUCACUCACUUGAAAGGAAGAUGACAAAGAAGAUCACAGCUGUCAGCGUGAAAACCAACCGGUUACAGGGAGGGUUAUAAAUAAAUAGUCAGCAUCCUCUUAAUAUACUCAACAAGCAUCAAUGUAACACAUUACAGAAAGCGAUGUUUUGCGCACAACAUUUGGAGGAUAAUGGGCUGUCAAAUUAUAUUCUUUCACCUAAAUUUGUACCAUUUUUCUUUCUUUUUUUUUGGUAUACCAUAGGGAAAUUUCUAGUUAUUUUAGUCAGUAUUGGUUUAUAGACCAAAUAGAUUUAGUGUGGUGUAGUCAAAUAAGAUCCAUUGGGUGUCCAUUUGCAUUAAAGACCUUGAUUGUAGAAUUGACAGAAAAGACAUGUCCAAGAAAACAUUGGUGCUCUGAAUACCCGAGUUUUGUGCCGGUCACUCCAAAUUCGUUCAAGCACAAAUUGGGCCACAGGUGUUCGUAAUUAUUCAAAAAUGAGAAUAUAUUAGGAAUAGUUAGACUCAACUGUUAUACCAUAUUUAGCCUUAAUCUAAAUCUGUAAAUCUCACAAUUUCAAGCAUAACAUCACCAUAUUGAGGCUGUAUUGUAUUACACACAGCAAUCCUCUGCUUCAACAGGUUUAUAAUUAAAGGACCGUUUUGUCCUGUGAUGGAAUUAUGGGAUCGAAUGGAUAUAAUCAUGCUCUUGAUGUAACAGAUAAUUCACUGAGGCCAUGGCUGACAAACGCAACAAAUACUCUCUGGUGACAUCUUUUUAUAAAGCAUUUUAUAUACUUUUGCAAUACAGUCUUGUGAAGCUAUACUUGUGUAUUUUUGGUGUUUAACUACAAAUAUUGUUUUCUGUUGUGUCGAAAAUUUAAAUUACACAUAUAACCGUUUUUAAAUAGACUGUGGUGGUGACGCACUGCAGUUUAAUAAUUGACUGAACAUCGUUUGUCUUUUUAAUGAGAGAUGAUAUAACAACCAAUUUGCUAAUGAGUUGUUUAAAAAAAACAGUUCACAGUAAUCAUCUUUGGCAAAUCUGAUCUUGUUUUAUGUUGAUAUUACAAGUUCUGGAUCAUCCUUUACACAUCAGCGAUCAGUUUUUAAAUAGUGGUGUACAAGGUUAGUUGUGGUGCUUUUCCAUUUUACUGUGAAUCUGUUCUGUUCCCCUAAUUUCUGUACAGUGUAGCUUGUACAGACGUGAUUCAAGGGGCCUUAUUCAAAUGGUAUGAACUAUGAAGACAUGCCUUUUUACAUAUGGAUUAGUUCUUUAAAUACUCCAGACUUUGUGUAUAUUACUUGUGUAUUUUUGGAUCAUUUAUUUUCAACGUACUUUUAUCUUGCAUCAACAGGUAAAGAAAUAAAACACGUUCAAUGCA
This is a messenger RNA of Paramisgurnus dabryanus, 3379 nucleotides long. RefSeq names its product hypoxia inducible factor 1 subunit alpha, like (gene hif1al). Gene Ontology annotation, molecular function: protein dimerization activity; DNA-binding transcription factor activity, RNA polymerase II-specific; RNA polymerase II transcription regulatory region sequence-specific DNA binding. Gene Ontology annotation, cellular component: nucleus; cytoplasm; transcription regulator complex. NCBI's taxonomy places the organism in Eukaryota, Metazoa, Chordata, Actinopteri, Cypriniformes, Cobitidae. Gene Ontology annotation, biological process: cellular response to hypoxia; regulation of transcription by RNA polymerase II. The record is from RefSeq and is a predicted model, not a curated record.